This is a messenger RNA of Gallus gallus (chicken), 1558 nucleotides long. Its product is annotated as ribonuclease Y-like. The coding region runs from base 402 to 1139 and encodes 245 amino acids. The transcript has 5 exons. NCBI's taxonomy places the organism in Eukaryota, Metazoa, Chordata, Aves, Galliformes, Phasianidae. The record is from RefSeq and is a predicted model, not a curated record.
CCCUUCUUUCCGGAGCUGGGGAAACCGACUCCAGAAAUCCCAUCUGAGGGAACAGACGUCCUGGCAGAUAGAACAAACCAGGUGUGAGCACUGUCUUUCCAAAGUUACACUGAAGCUGUUGGAGGAAAGGUCGGACCUCAGGCCUUCCCGCGGCACCAACUACUGACGGCGGAUUUGCUCACAGAUCCUUCACAGCUGUUUCAAAGAACCAUUCUAUGAUUCUAUGAUCUUCCAGGACCCUUCCAACACAGAACAUCCUAUCGUUUUAUGAUCAUGAAGAAACCACCCAAGCCACGUCAUCGUGCGGUUCUAUGAUCUUCCAGGACCCUUCCAACACGGAACAUCCUAUGGUUUUAUGAUCUCCCAGGACCCUCCUAUGGAAGUGCUGUCACAAUGACGUGAUGACCUCACCAGGGUGGGGCAGGGGCAGUGGGUCAGCGCUGAACCUGCUGGCCCCAUUCUGCGGGUGGUGCAGGUCCUGCGAGGAGCUGUGCGAGUGGUGCAGUAAUGCGGGCCCAGUUUGCCAGCGGAAUAAUAACGGCGCAGCGGCGUGUGAAGCUGGUGCAGGAGUUGCUGCAGGCUCAGGAGUGGGCCAAGGAGCAGCGCAAGGCCAAGGCCAGGAAAUCCUUGCUGAAGUACGCUCAGCGAAUACGGGAAGAAAGAACGGCUGCCAGGAAAGAGGAGCUGAAGCAGGUAGGGUGAAGCGGGGGCUCGUCCUCAGAGCUCAGUGUCCUCACAGCUCUGGCACUGCAGGAGGACCUCGGUCCCCAUCCCUCGGGUCCAUGGGGCCCAGCGCAGCCGCCCCACAUGGCACAUCGAUUGUCUUGCAGGAAAUGCAGCUCAUUGCCCAGCUGGAAGAGCAGCUGCAGGCUGAGACAAAGGAGAUCAAGGAGAAGGCUGAGCGGGCGAGGAGACGUGGGCUCGCCUUCUGGAUGAAGAUGAUCUGCCUCAUCUUUGUCAGCCUCCAGCUGCUGCUCGUUACCGUGUUGGGCUCUGCAGUGCUGUACGCCCAGCACUAUGACCAGGAGCUGUUGUAUCGGCUCCUGCUGCGAGUGCUGCCCCAGGCAAUGUACGCUUCCCUGGCGUACUUUGCGAGCAGGAGCCUGCGUGUGGUCUGUGAUGGGCUGCUGCCCAUCUGACCGCCCCACUCAGUCCCCCCUCCCAGCUCGGGGCUGCGCAGUGGUGGGGUGCAGGGAGAGAGCUCUGUCCCCACGGAAGGGGCCUCUCCUGUGCUCCUGCCCCCAGGGGCGCACAGGCACAGCUGUGGGGCAGUGCCGGCAGGCGGCUGAGUGCCACCACUUUGGACUUACAAAUAAGUUGGUACUGUCGUCGUGAGUCGUCAGCUGAACACCACCACCUCCGACGACCCAUCAGACUGAAGAUCUGCACCUGACACCAGGACGUGGCUUCUUGGAUUCUUUGAGUCUUCGUAGCAGCCAUUUCCUUCAGCUGGUUACCUGUAAGGCUUAUGAAUUGUAAUUAGCCCAUUAGGCAAUGUUACCUCCAGUGGGCUGUUGUCAGUUGUUAAGAAUGCUGUCAAUAAAUGGAUGUGUAUUAA